Molecule: messenger RNA, 724 nt
Organism: Amblyraja radiata (thorny skate)
Lineage: Eukaryota; Metazoa; Chordata; Chondrichthyes; Rajiformes; Rajidae
Gene: lsm4
Product: LSM4 homolog, U6 small nuclear RNA and mRNA degradation associated
Exons: 5
Coding region: 93-527 (144 amino acids)
Biological process (GO): mRNA splicing, via spliceosome; nuclear-transcribed mRNA catabolic process
Molecular function (GO): RNA binding
Source: RefSeq, a predicted model, not a curated record
CGCUCAGGGGAGGAGGCGGGCGGACUGAUUCAGCAAGUUUGGUUGCAGCCGGUCCGGGGAUUUCACGGAGAAAGAAGAAAAGCGGCGGAAAAAUGCUGCCCCUCUCGUUACUGAAGACAGCACAGAAUCAUCCCAUGCUUGUGGAGUUGAAGAACGGAGAGACAUACAAUGGUCACCUGGUCAGCUGUGACAACUGGAUGAACAUCAACCUGCGGGAGGUGAUUUGCACAUCCAGGGAUGGAGACAAGUUCUGGAAGAUGCCGGAAUGCUACAUCCGUGGUAGUACCAUCAAGUAUCUCCGGAUCCCCGAUGAAAUUAUCGACAUGGUGAAGGAGGAGGUGCUGUCGAAGGGCAGAGGUCGCGGUGGCCUCCAGCAGCAGAAGCAGCAGCAGCAGCAGCAGAAAGGUCGCGGUGCCAGUGGUGGGGCUGGACGAGGAGUGUUCGGUGGCCGUGGACGAGGAGUGGGCGGAGUUGGCCGAGGGCAAGAGAAGAAACCAGGAAAACUACCCGGAAUGAAGAAGCAGUGAGAAGAACAGCAAAUGUGUGUGUGUGCGUGUGCGCUCGUAUGUCCAUGCUGUAUGUUUUGUUUGUGUGCGUGCGUACCAUCCAAUGGAUUUUGAUGGUGUUUGCUUUCUGUACAGAUUACCUGAAUGAGUGACAAAUCCGCGACUGGAGAUCGGUUACCUAGGUUUUGUAAAUUAUAAAUAAAUGAUGUUUGAGGGAA